Balaenoptera ricei (Rice's whale) is the source of this 3753-nucleotide messenger RNA. RefSeq names its product DEAD-box helicase 18 (gene DDX18). Gene Ontology annotation, cellular component: nucleolus. Gene Ontology annotation, biological process: maturation of LSU-rRNA from tricistronic rRNA transcript (SSU-rRNA, 5.8S rRNA, LSU-rRNA). NCBI's taxonomy places the organism in Eukaryota, Metazoa, Chordata, Mammalia, Artiodactyla, Balaenopteridae. Gene Ontology annotation, molecular function: nucleic acid binding; RNA helicase activity; ATP binding. The record is from RefSeq and is a predicted model, not a curated record. The transcript has 14 exons. Bases 74 to 2179 code for a protein of 701 amino acids.
AAGGAAGUAACGUCACCGGGGAGAGCAGAGAAGCCGGGUUGUGGCGCGGCCGUGAAGGCGCUUCACCGACAACAUGUCUCAUUUACCGAUGAAACUUUUACGCAAGAAGAUCGAGAAGCGGAACCUCAAAUUGCGACAGCGAAACCUAAAGCUCCAGGGGGCCUCAGCUGUGAGCUUGUCAGAAGCUCAAAACGGAGAUGUGUCUGAAGGAACAGUGGGAGGUGGAAAAAUUAAAAAGGCCCUAAAACAGUCUGUGACUGUGGGCUUGUCAGAAACCCAAAAUGGAGACAUCUCUGAAGAAGCAGUAGUAGGUGGAAAAGUUAAAAAAUUCCUGAAACAGUCUAUGAAUGCAGGCUGGUCAGAAGCCCAAAAUGGAGACUUACCUAAAGAAACAGUGGAAAAUGUAAAAGUUAAAAAAUCCUCCAAGAAAUCUACCACACUGACCAGUGGGGAAGCAGCAUUGCAGUCUCCCAAUUCAGAAUCAAAAAAGAAGAAGAAGAAGAAGAAGAAGAGAAAAAUAGUGGAUGAUACUGGGCCUGAUUCCAAAAAAGCAAAAACUGAAGACAAAGGAGACUCUGAAGAUGGUGCCCAGGCUCCUGAAGAAACAGGAAACAGUGUGGAGAAGCCAGACAAUGAGGACGAUGACAGCAUGGUGCCCAGCCUGCCCCUGGGACUGACAGGAGCUUUUGAGGAUACUUUGUUUGAUUCUCUGACUAAUCUUGUCAAUGAGAACACUCUGAAGGCAAUAAAAGAAAUGGGCUUUACAAACAUGACUGAAAUUCAGCAUAAAAGUAUCAGACCACUUCUGGAAGGCAGGGAUCUUCUAGCAGCUGCAAAAACAGGCAGUGGCAAAACCCUGGCAUUUCUCAUUCCUGCAGUUGAACUCGUUGUUAAGUUAAAGUUCAUGCCCAGGAAUGGAACAGGAGUCCUUAUUCUCUCACCUACUAGGGAACUGGCCAUGCAGACUUUUGGUGUCCUUAAGGAGCUGAUGACACACCAUGUUCACACGUAUGGGUUAAUAAUGGGUGGCAGCAACAGAUCUGCUGAAGCACAGAAGCUUGCCAAUGGGAUCAACGUCAUUGUGGCCACACCAGGCCGUCUCCUGGACCAUAUGCAGAAUACCCCAGGGUUUAUGUAUAAAAACCUACAGUGUCUGGUUAUUGAUGAGGCUGAUCGUAUCUUGGAUGUUGGGUUUGAAGAAGAAUUAAAGCAAAUUAUUAAACUUCUGCCAACCCGCAGACAGACCAUGCUCUUUUCUGCCACACAAACUCGAAAAGUUGAAGACCUGGCAAGGAUUUCUCUGAAAAAGGAGCCCUUGUAUGUUGGUGUUGAUGACGAUAAAGCUCAUGCAACCGUGGACGGUCUUGAGCAGGGAUACGUUGUCUGUCCUUCCGAAAAGAGAUUCCUCCUCCUCUUUACAUUCCUUAAGAAGAACCGGAAGAAGAAACUGAUGGUCUUCUUUUCGUCCUGUAAGUCCGUGAAAUACCACUAUGAGUUGCUGAACUACAUCGAUUUGCCUGUCUUGGCCAUUCAUGGAAGGCAGAAACAAAACAAGCGUACGACCACGUUCUUCCAGUUCUGCAAUGCAGAUUCGGGGAUCUUGUUGUGUACAGACGUGGCAGCUAGAGGGCUGGACAUUCCUGAAGUGGACUGGAUUGUUCAGUAUGACCCUCCGGAUGACCCCAAGGAAUACAUUCAUCGUGUGGGCAGAACAGCCAGAGGCCUGAACGGCAGAGGGCAUGCCUUGCUCAUUUUGCGCCCUGAAGAAUUGGGUUUCCUUCGCUACUUGAAGCAAUCCAAGGUUCCUUUAAGUGAAUUUGAGUUUUCCUGGUCCAAAAUUUCUGACAUUCAGUCUCAGCUUGAAAAACUGAUUGAAAAGAACUACUUCCUUCAUAAGUCAGCCCAGGAAGCGUAUAAGUCAUACAUUCGAGCGUAUGAUUCCCAUUCGCUGAAACAGAUCUUUAAUGUUAAUAACUUAAACUUGCCUCAGGUUGCUCUGUCGUUUGGUUUCAAGGUGCCUCCUUUUGUUGAUUUGAACGUGAACAGCAACGACGGCAAACUUAAAAAAAGGGGCGGCGGCGGUGGCUUCGGCUACCAGAAAGCCAGAAAAGUCGAGAAGUCCAAGAUCUUCAAGCACAUAAGCAGGAAACCAUCUGACGGCAGGCAGUUCUCUCACUGAAGACACGCCUUUGUCCUGAAAUGGAAUUUUUUUUUUUUUCUUGCUCUAACAAAGGAAUUGUUGCCAUAGGAUUUGGGACUCGUCUAACGAGUAUGAAUGGACUUGGGGCGCCGGCACUGACAUUUCCAGUGGGUCUCCUCUUCGGGGAUAUAAAACAGUUCAGUAUUUCUUGAUUGGCCAAGGACGAAGCAGGGGACCUUCUUAGUCUGUGUGAUGAUAGAAUGUUUUUAAGUUUAAAUCUUUUCUUCCCCAGACUGGUUAGUGUUGUAGUGUAACUCCUUUGGCACCUUUCCUUCCUGGCGUCUGAAGAUGUGUAUGGCUUAGGGUGCCGUGUCAGCCUGCCACACAGGGCAGGUGCCACACAGGGCAGCUGACACUGGACAGCUGAAAUUAUCUCAGUUUAUUUUUUUGGUUUUGGUUGUUUCUUGGACCUUUCGUUGUUUCUUGGUCCUUAACUUCAGUAGUUUUCUGACCCCUCCUGAAAAUGCUGCCACGUAAAAGGGCAGAGAGCUUUGGGAAAUACCUAAGACGCACCUCCGGUUAAAGGUGGCACUGUGUUUUUUAUAUGUUGGAUUUUAAAACAAUGAUCCUUUCUCCAUUUUACUUUUUUAAGGGUAAGAAAUACGGGUUGUCAUUGUUAUUUGAAUAAAGUGCCCCAGCAGUCCUGACAUGGAGGGUAGGGUGGGGAUGAGAUCUGAGAGUUUUGAGCCUCAUUUACAGGUGUAAUACUCUGCUGUUCUCCAUUUGGUAACUUAGCAGACUUUUGUUUUUAAGGCACAGAGAAUGGUGACACUCCUCAGUCAAACUUGUUUGUUUGAAGUGGUUUGGAUUUUGGUGAGCCCUUCCAACUCUUCAUAGUACUUAGAAGACAAAGCAUCUUUUUGAGAAAAAUUGCCUCUUCCAAAUCCAUGAAACAAAAAUAGAUUUAUGGUGAAAAUUGAAAAUGAACACACAUCAGAAUGAGCAGCAAAGUCAGUGGUUUAGUCAGAUGGGGUUUUUUGUUGUAGGAACUUUUGAUUUCUGGUGUGUUUUAUGUUUUAUUUCUAGUGUGUUUUGUAACUACAGAAUGGUUAUUACAUUUUGUAGUUAUUUAAAACCAAAGUUGCUAGCAUCAUUUUGCUGUUGUACCAGCUCAUGUUCAUAGAUUCCUAUUAAAUAUAAGUAUCAAAUGUAGAAGAAACAGUCUGGUAAACAGCACUGCAGUAGGAAAAGAAAAGAAUGAUACACUGUUCCACACUUGGGCUGGACCACUGUCCCCCUAGCUAGACAUGUCCUGGGUUUCAGACCUUGAUUGCUGGACUUCCGGCAUUUAAUAACUGUUUCUCUUUCCAGUAACUAUUCUUUUUUGUUUCAGAAAUAAUCAUGUUUCAGAAAGUACACAAAAGCAAAGAGAAUAUUUAAUCACUGAACAGAAGUAAAUACUGCCAAUAUUUUGAUACAUAACCCUCCAGUGUUUUGUACACAUACUUUUUCAUUUUUUUUAUCAAAGGUGUAGUAAGUCAUCGUUACCCACUAUUUGUAACCAUCUUGUUUCAUAACAUUAUUUUCCUGUGUCAUUAAAUAAUUACAUCAAC